AUGCAUGAUAAAGUAAAACCAUUCUUGUUCCUCCUUCCGUCACAACACAAAUACAGUUUCAAUGACCAGGUUAAGCGGGAAAUUAGAAAGACUUUGUUGUUAUCGGUGUCAGAUAACGGGAAAUACCUCGAUAGUAUAUUUCCAGAGCUACUAGAUCCACACGAGCAACUCGAGAAGGACUUGAAUUGGGAACUAUCAGAGUAUGUGAAAUUGCUUGCGACCACUAAACGUGGGGAUGAUGUACAGGCACACUUUGCCACACACCCAAAUAGACCAUGCUCAAGGGUAUUCAGACGCGGAGAGCCGAUAAUUAGAUGUUUGACUUGUGCGUUUGACCAAUCUUGCGCAUUGUGCUCGUAUUGCUAUGAGCCCUCGGAACAUGUAGGUCAUGACAUUAGCAUCCAGAUUUGCGUCCGUGAUAACGGAGGGGUGUGUGACUGCGGGGAUUCAGAGGCUUGGAAGGCAUCCAGUAAAUGUGCUAAUUCAGGUGGACAUUAUGGGAAUUUCAAUCAAUCACUCCCUUCAGAGUUCCAGAGUGCGCUAAGUAGAACAUUUGGUACAGUCCUAGACUUUAUUAUUGAUGUUUUGAUGAACACAAACAUGCAAUUUACUUCUGCACUGGAUAUUAGUGUGGAAACGGUGAAACGAAAUUUCGAAUUGAGCACAUUGAGCCCCCACAAGUACGGCUUAUGCUCGGAGCACUUGUCUGACAAAAGCAAUGGCAAAUUCUUUCUACAAGUUUACAACGAUCAAGUUAAACACUUUAGAGAUGCUGUACAACGCGUUCGUUUGGCCAGUGGGAAGUCGAAGGAGUUUGUAAAUAUGGUAACUGAGAGGGCGCACAAGUUUGGAAAAGCAGAAGUGUUGGUGUCGAGUGACGUCCGUGUUUUGUUGGAAAGACAGAAGAUCUUGAGUGCCACUGGACUUGCAUCCGCCAUAAGAAGUGCAAGAGACGUCUUUCGAGAGUCAAUGGUCUAUGAACUUAUUUCCUGGCUCAGUGACUUCACUGAGAGUGAGUUUUUCAGGCUAAAUUACACGGCAGAGAAUUCAUUUGCACAAGCUUUUUGUGAGAUAUGGAGAUCUGGGUUGCUCAAUGUACCUGAAGGUAAGCGUGUUGGAAAUCGUCGUGCUGGUGUAAUGGGUGAUGAGUUUAGCAUUCCUAAAAUCACUAGUGAAAAGCAUCAAACGAUGUGGCUCGAAGAAGGGUUGCAAAACAGCAUUGGAGUAGUUUGUGAAUGUUGCGGGAACUCUGAAAUAGGAAAAAAUCUUGCUGUUGGAUCACGUUUACAAUAUUUGAUGUUUCUCAAUUUAAGAUUGUGGAAAGCUGCCCGCGAAUUGCUGCAUAUAAUGUAUUCGACUUCGUUGGUCACCAAUAUUAAGUUCAAACAAGUCAUGUCCAGCCAGUACAUGGAGAUGUAUAUUGCAGCCACUGAUCAAUUUCUAUCUUUAGAUAGAGAGCCAGAAUUCAACAUCAUGUUUAGUCUCUCCAUGCAGCUUUUUGCAAGUCAGCGCAAUUCCGAGGCAAUUAUUGAACAGGGCAGUUUCGUUUUGAUUCUUUCCGCGAUAUUUGUGUUUUUGACUUCGGAAACAAUACUGGAACAGACUCUAAACAACACUUCCAGCCAUGAGAUUUCUCUCAAAAGUCUACGCAAUAGACGAUGGGGCCAACUUUUUCUUGAUCUUGGUUUUAUAAUAAGCAGGGGCAAGGAUACCUAUGACAUAUCAAACAAAGACAACGUGCAUGCAGUUUGCGAGCUUAUGUCACUAUUUCAAGGUAGACUGGUUAUUAAGAGAGAGAAGAACAAUCAUAUCGAGUACGAAAACCCAGACUAUGCCACGUUUUUUAAUUCCGUUCAGGUUAUUUACAAGUUUGGAGAGCUUAGUUCUCUGACAUUGAGUAGUCGAUCAUAUGACGAGCGCACUAGACAAGAGACAGCAUUGAGUACCGUUGAGUAUGUGAUUGAGUACCUCAUGAAAUUAGAGCGUCACCAAAUAAUGGGAUUGAAUUAUGCAAACACAGACAUAAAUUUCCCUCCACUGGGAAAAUAUUUGAUGGAACCAAUUACUCAGAAAUAUAUAAAAGCAUCAGAUAUCGGCAAAGAUAAUGUUAGCUUUCUUCACCCUUUACACUCGUAUUUGUGCUCGUUGAUUGAAAAAGCACAGUUUCACGUGUGGGAUGGUUUAGUUGAAAGGUUCGCAAGAGUCAGGUCUAAUAUGGGAUUGCCAGACUCUUUUUUCAUUGAGUCCUUGGUAUUUGACUACCCAAUAAAAACUCUAGCACUAAUGUCGCAGAUCAAAUGCGGAUACUGGGUUCGAAAUGGGUUCACUGUAAAAUCGCAACUACAUAUGUACAAGAACACUGGAUUGCGCGAUUACGGGUACAUGAAAGAUUUGUUCUUGCUUCAAAUCUUUAGCAGUAUGUGUCAGCCAAACUUGGUCGCGUUUACGAUAUUGGAUCGUUGGCUACUUCAAGGUGAUUGGAAUUUGUCAUAUGAUGCACAAAUACUUCCUCUGAUCCUUGAGGAGUGUGUCACAAUGUUCAUACACUUGAUGACAGAGCAUUUGUCGUUGAAAGGGCUUGACGAUGCAGAGUUAGCAAAGAUUAGAAUUGAGAGGGAGAUUAUCCAUCAUUUGUGUUUCAAGCCUUUAAGCUAUAAAACGCUAUGCUCGUACAUAUCUGAAAAGCUGGUACUCGAUAAGCGGUUUGAGCUUAUUUUGAACAGAAUGUCAAAGUUUACCAGGCCAGUUGGUAAUAAUGAUGCAGGAGUCCUCGAACUAAAGGAAGAGUACUUGAGCGAGGUGGACCCAUAUUAUUUUGGUUACACCACCAAUACCAGAGAUGAUGCAAUCAAACUAGUUAAAGAGAGAAUCCACAGAGAAACUGGAGAAGCUAUGGACAACAUUGUUAUUCAACCCAACAUCGACGAUGAUGGAAUUUUGGACAUAUACAAGUACUGCGGGAACGUAUCUGUUUCUACAGAUUUUGUGAUUUUCUUGAUUAAAGUAUUGCAUUUUGUGUCAUUGCAAGAGUUUGACAAGAUAGAGAGCUUGUUAGAAACUACGUUACACUUGAUACACGUUUGCGCAAUGCAGAGAAACAUCAACACACACGAGCAUUUGUCGUUUCGCAUGUCGUUUAUGUCACUGGCACGAGACGUCCCUUUUUCAAUAUGGACUCUAUUAGGAAAGUUUCUUUUGGAUGACAAAUACAGGACAGUUCAUGCAAAAAUAAGAGCAAUUUUUCGCAAACUAGAGAUCUCGUACUCAGCUCUUGAACAAGUAAUGAGUCAGCAAUCACAAGCUCUUGGUUUGGAAUCCAUUGAUUUUAACAAAGAAAACAAGUGCAACACGGAAGAUGCAAUACUAAAGAAGAAGAAACUCGCUAAAGCAAGACAGUUGAAGCUAUUGAACAAAUUCAAGAAACAGCAGUCACAGUUCUUGGCUCAGCACUCAGAUAGUGCUGCAGAGUGCAGUGACGCUGAAAUGGAUGAAGAUCAAGUAAUAACUUCUCCCAGCUUGGACUUUGACCAUUGCAUUUUAUGUCAGAACACCAACGACGAUCCAGGUCCAUUUGGAAUCAUUGCACACAUUGGUAAUUCCUCGACAUUCAGAACUGUUCCGUUUGGGAGUGAAUAUUGGUUUUUGAAAUCCUUUUCGGAUCCAGCAAAUUUGAAUGGCGAUGGCCGUGCGAAAGAGACCCUGUACUCUGAAACUUGGAGGCAUUUCAUGACAAGUGUUAAAGAACAAUCUCCGUUUGGACCGGGGUUUGAUUCUAUCGAUAAUAUUGAAAGCAAAGUAACUGCACUGAGUUGCGGCCAUGGAAUGCACUUCAAGUGCUACUUAGAUUACCUUGAUGGUAUUAGGGCAAGACAGAGUCAGGUUACUCGAAACACACCGGAAAACCCAGAGCUGAAGGAGAUUCUUUGUCCCUUGUGUAAAGCAGUCAAUAAUGUUUUCAUACCGACUUUCAACUCCAGGCGGAAUCAAAGUAUGUACGAUGUUUUGCCAAGUCAUCAGCACCAUAAUCACCAUCCAAUUGACGACGAUCAAAUUUCUCAAUUGAUCGCGUCCAAAGGCUCUGGUCUCAAAGACUCAUAUAUUUUGGCGAAUUCUAAAUGGCUAGGUUGGUUUAACAAGAGUGAUAAAGAGAUAUGCACCGCUUGGAAGAAUGUUGCAAAUUCUAUUGCUCCCAUCAUUUUCCCCAGAUCAGUUGAAACGGCGUUGCCAAUUAUUCUAUCCAACACUAUAAAGUCACUGGAAAUUGCAUUGCGUGGAGCAGAGUCCAAUGGGGCAUUCGUGUUUGAGCAAGUUCCCCGCAAGUCUCUUGUUGUUAUGAAAGCGUUGAACGAGAUGUGUUUGUUGAUGCAAUUUCAAGCUGUUGGCUCACAUUAUAAGAUCAAUGAAGACGCUUUGGCAAAGGUGAUAGCAAGUAUUAUGUCAUUGACAACGACCGGAGUUAUCGAGUCCAUAAUGGAGGCGGAUUUUAUGGAUUUGUUGGUGGAGGCUACCCAAUUACCACAUUCAAAUAUUUCGUUCAAUGACGUUUUGGGAGUAACAUUUGUUGGACAUGUGAUCCAAUGCCUUUACAUAUUAACACGAGAAUUAAAGACCAACAUCUUGAUGAAGAAAUGGCGAUACGGUAUUCAUGAUGUUCCCUUACUUCCAGAAUCAGACCCACCUGCGAGAAUGGAAGUGCUAAGAUGCGUUGAAGUUUUAGGAGGUCGAUCCAUUAUUGCACAAGGGGGUAACAUUGGCGAUGUUCUAUACGCCAUGUUGGUCAAAGCAGUGACUCCCUUUUUGCGCAGAGCUUCAAUCUACGCAUUUUUGCGAGCCUUUAAUGCAGACCUGACCGAAUCAAAUGGGGACUGCAAAGUUUGGGAAGCUGAUGGAUUGUGCACUGUAAUGAAGAUACCAACUGUUUCACAAACUCUCAAGCACUUGACGAAUACAGGUACGUGGGAAGGCGAGGUGCUACAAAACUUUGCUACAACUUACACACUGGCAACCCAUAAACAAUUGGUUCCUAACCCAAAAUUGGAGUAUCCUGGAAUUCUAAGAUUGAUUGAUUUGCCAGAUAGGCUCGAUGAGUUUUUCACUGGGUACUAUUACCUGGAAAAGUUUGGCAAGCCAUACCAGCUGAUUGAGGACCCUGCUAUCUGCAUGGUGUGCGGUACUGUAGUCGACUUACAGAAACAAGCCUUUGGAACGACCGAGGGCCAAUGCACAGCACAUUACUCAAGGGAAUGUGGUAGUCAAGAUGGCAUAUUCUUUUUGCCAAAGGACAGGGCCAUGUUGUUACUACACAACUAUAAGGGUUCCUUUCACAGUGCACCUUAUUUGGACGAUCAAGGGGAGUUGGCCGAUGAAAACAAAAAGGGCAGAGUUUUGCAUUUGAUGCCUACUAGAUACAACGAUUUCGUGAGACAUAUUUGGUUAGAAAAUAAUGUUGCAAAUUGCAUUGCAAGAAAUUUGGAGAGCGUUUUGGAUCCAGGCGGAUGGGAAACUUUAUAG
Lodderomyces theae is the source of this 5511-nucleotide messenger RNA. Its product is annotated as putative ubiquitin-protein ligase. The record is from RefSeq and is a predicted model, not a curated record. The transcript has a single exon. Gene Ontology annotation, cellular component: cytoplasm; ubiquitin ligase complex. Gene Ontology annotation, biological process: ubiquitin-dependent protein catabolic process via the N-end rule pathway; protein ubiquitination. The coding region runs from base 1 to 5511 and encodes 1836 amino acids. Gene Ontology annotation, molecular function: ubiquitin protein ligase activity; zinc ion binding. NCBI's taxonomy places the organism in Eukaryota, Fungi, Ascomycota, Pichiomycetes, Serinales, Debaryomycetaceae.